Molecule: messenger RNA, 1347 nt
Organism: Bicyclus anynana (squinting bush brown)
Lineage: Eukaryota; Metazoa; Arthropoda; Insecta; Lepidoptera; Nymphalidae
Product: tubulin beta chain-like
Exons: 2
Coding region: 1-1347 (448 amino acids)
Biological process (GO): mitotic cell cycle; microtubule cytoskeleton organization
Cellular component (GO): microtubule; cytoplasm
Molecular function (GO): GTPase activity; structural constituent of cytoskeleton; GTP binding
Source: RefSeq, a predicted model, not a curated record
AUGAGGGAAAUCAUUAAUCUACAAGUCGGUUCGUGCGGGAACCAAAUUGGGGGAAAGUUCUGGGAAGUGAUAUCGGACGAGCACGGCGUGGACCCCAGCGGCUGUUACCAUGGCGACUCGGACCUGCAGCUGGAGCGCAUCAACGUGUACUACAACGAGGCGACCGGCGGCAAGUACGUGCCGCGCACUGUGCUGGUGGACCUCAAGCCGUCCACCAUGGACGCGGUGCGGUCCGGCCCGUUCGGCUGCCUCUACCGCCCGGACAACUUCGUCUACGGCCAAGGCGGAGGCGCCAACAACUGGGCGAGAGGACAUUACACGGAAGGAGUAGAGAUCCUAGAGUCUGUACUGGACGUCGUUCGACGCGAGGCGGAAAGCUGCGACUGCAUGCAGGGCUUCCAGUUCAGUCACUCGUUAGGCGGCGGCACUGGCGCCGGACUGGGCACUUUGCUGGUCAAUCGAAUAAGGGAGGAGUACCCUGACCGCAUCAUCCUAUCCUUCUCUGUGUUGCCCAGUGCAAGGGUCUCGGACUGCGUCGUCGAACCCUACAACACUGUUCUGGCUUUGAACCAGCUUGUAGAAAAUACAGACCACACCUUCUGUUUGGACAACGAGGCGCUCUACGAUAUAUGCUUUAGAACGCUGAAGUUGACUACGCCUACGUAUGGUGAUUUAAAUCAUUUGGUGUGCGCAACCAUGUCUGGUAUAACGACGUGUCUUCGUUUCCCGGGACAGCUGAACGCGGAUUUGAGAAAGUUGGCGGUGAAUAUGGUCCCGUUCCCGCGCCUUCACUUCUACACUCCCGGGUUCGCGCCACUGACGUCUAGAGGAGCGCAACAGUACAGAGCGCUGACAGUUCCAGAGCUGACACUGCAGAUGUUUGACGCCAAGAAUAUGAUGACCGCUUGUGACCCUCGUCACGGGCGGUAUCUUACUGUAGCGACGAUAUUCCGCGGGCGGAUGUCUAUGAAGGAAGUGGACGAACAACUUUUGAAUAUACAAAACAAAAACAGCACAUACUUCGUGGAAUGGAUACCGAAUAAUGUGAAGAUUGCAGUUUGUGAUAUCCCUCCGCGUGGGUUAAAAAUGGCGUCCACUUUUAUUGGGAAUACGACAGCGAUACAGAUCGUUUUCAAGAGGAUAACGGAGCAAUUCGUGGCCAUGUUCAGGCGGAAAGCGUUUCUCCACUGGUACACUGGGGAGGGCAUGGAUGAGAUGGAGUUCACAGAAGCUGAGAGCAAUGUCAAUGACCUUAUCUCAGAGUACCAACAGUACCAGGACGCUACAGCGGAUGAUGAGGGGGAGUUUGAUGAGGAAGCCGAGGGUGAAGAAGAGGGUAUGGAGUAA